This is a messenger RNA of Glycine soja, 1879 nucleotides long. Its product is annotated as telomere repeat-binding factor 2-like. The coding region runs from base 579 to 1481 and encodes 300 amino acids. The transcript has 7 exons. Gene Ontology annotation, biological process: nucleosome assembly. Gene Ontology annotation, molecular function: double-stranded telomeric DNA binding. The record is from RefSeq and is a predicted model, not a curated record. NCBI's taxonomy places the organism in Eukaryota, Viridiplantae, Streptophyta, Magnoliopsida, Fabales, Fabaceae. Gene Ontology annotation, cellular component: nucleosome.
AAAGUUGUAAUUUUUGCCAUUCAUCAGAAGUGUAGUGUGCCAUUUCUCUUCCCAGUUGAAUGCAUGUGGUUCUAGUUUAUGUUGCUGUCGCUGUUGUGAUUUUUUUUCUUUACUCAAAUGUUGUUACUUUGUCCCUGUGAGCUAAAAAAGCCGUUCCUUUUCGUUGUCAUUUAGUUCAACCUGAAUUUCAUUUGAUCGAUUCAAUGAAAUUUGAACCUGGGACGUUGAAAUCCUCAGAUUUUUCCAUUUUACGUAAUGCAUAAUGCUAGAUUAUUCUGGGUUGUGUCCAAAAUUGAACCUUGAGCUUUCAUGAGGCGUAAUAGCACAGGCAUUUCAAUAGUACAUUGCAAAAAUGUUUCUACUUGCUUCUUACAAUGUUAUAUAAUACCCUUUGCCACCUACGUAAUUGAACAUUGGGAUAUUAGGGAUGAGAUUGAAGUGAAUAUGGGAGUUAAGUAGUCAGCUUUUUUCUUGUUCAAAGAUGCACUAGUAGAAGAGGGAAUUACCAAGUUUCCAAGCUUUCCUUUAGAGUAGAAGCAAAGAGGUAAAGUGUCAUAAAAAGCUGUAGGCUUCCUUCAAUGGGUGCUCCUAAGCAGAAAUGGACUGCGGAAGAAGAAGCGGCACUGAAAGCUGGUGUACUCAAGCAUGGGGCAGGAAAAUGGCGCACCAUACUUACAGAUCCUGAGUUCAGUGCCAUUUUGCAUAUGCGUUCGAAUGUAGAUCUUAAGGAUAAAUGGAGGAAUAUAAACGUGACAGCGAUAUGGGGAUCCCGGCAGAAGGCAAAGCUUGCUCUUAAAAGGAACCUGCCAGCCCCCAAAAUUGACAAUAACCAUAUGGCCUUGAGUACCGUAGUUCGACAUGAUGAAGUUCUUGAUACUAAACCCUUGGCAGUUUCUGGUGGACCAUUGCAAUCUACCAAUUUGAAAGAACAAAUAUCUAGGUUACAAAAGAUCAAGUUGGUGGAUAAUCAUAUAUUAGAGGCAAUUGUCUACAUGAAGGAGCAAAAGGGUUCUGACAAGGCUGCCAUUGCUUCUUUCAUAGAGGAAAAAUAUCGGUUUCCACCAAAUCUCAGUAAACUACUGCCAGCCAAACUGAAGCAUAUGGUGGCAAGUGGCAAAAUAAUCAAGGAAAAGCAUAAGUACAGGAUUGCGCCAAGUUCAACAGUCUCUGAGAAAAGAAGAUGCUCUUCAUUGGUACUUUUGGAAGACAGGCCCAAAGAUCCUUCAGAAGCACAUAAGAAUGAUGAUGUCAACAUCCUUUUAAAAUCCCAAAUUGAUGCAGAGAUAUCAAAAGUGAAGGGCUUGACAGCUCAAGAGGCAGCUGCUGCGGCUGCAAAAGCAGUUGCGGAGGCAGAGACUGCAAUUGCACAGGCUGAGGCAGCAGCUAGGGAGGCAGAGGCUGCAGAAGCUGAGGCUGAGGCUGCUCAAGUGUUUGCAAAAGCAGCAAUGAAGGCGCUAAAAUGCAAAAUGCUUCAUAUUUGAUAGUGUGGACUUACUCAUGUUCAUCAUCAGCAGACUUAGCUUUGAGAUGAUAGUUCUGCUGCUGGCUAUGCUUCCGGCCAGUUUUUUCGUAACUGUACAUAAUUUUCGGCUUGUAAAUCUGGAAUAUGCAGGAUGAUUCAUGAAACAUUUUGUCAGGAAUCAAUAACAGCCUUUUUUAUUUUUUAUUUUUAUUUUACCUUUUUCUUAUAAAGACAAUGAGGGGAAAGCUACAAAGCAGUAACGGAAGAGUGGAAAUAGCCAUGUUUUGCUGUAAUGGAAUGAUUGACAUCCGCGUAGAGUAAAUGAAGGAAAACAAUUUUUAGUGGUGUUCAAAUAGCAAUAUGGAUUGUCAUUGACAUGCAGAUCAUAUAUUCAAUGCUUGUUCUAAGACAUCGCCA